Molecule: messenger RNA, 1438 nt
Organism: Clarias gariepinus (North African catfish)
Lineage: Eukaryota; Metazoa; Chordata; Actinopteri; Siluriformes; Clariidae
Gene: mvk
Product: mevalonate kinase
Exons: 10
Coding region: 212-1411 (399 amino acids)
Biological process (GO): isoprenoid biosynthetic process; cholesterol biosynthetic process
Cellular component (GO): cytoplasm
Molecular function (GO): ATP binding; mevalonate kinase activity
Source: RefSeq, a predicted model, not a curated record
GAGAGUCUCUCAGUCUGAAAAUGAGCUAAAUUAUUCGCGUUCUUUGAAUCCUGUGGAGUUUUUGCCUGUAUAAAUGUAAUUGUAGGACUAAUUCUGUACAUUCUGUAAAGAGAAUUUCAACGGAUAUUAUCAUAUUUUGUAUUACCACCUGUAUUAGAAGUUUAGAAUUGAGUAGGGUUUUGCCGGAAUGUGAGUGUGAUUUUUAACUGACAUGGCGUGUGUUCAGGAGUGUUUAAUUUCAGCUCCGGGGAAAUCAAUCCUGCACGGAGAGCACGCUGUAGUGCACGGGAAGGUGGCGCUGGCGGUGAGCCUGAACCUCCGCACGUACCUGCGGCUCCAGGUGACGUCCACGCCCGAGGUGUGUCUCAGUCUCCCUAAUAUCCAGACGUUCCUGCGCUGGGACGUCCCCGCACUCAAACCGCUGCUGUCUCACUGUACCGGUGAGUGUAGGACCCCCACAGAGCUGGACGAUGAGCUGGUGAGGAAGCUGAGGGAGUUUGUGGGCGUGGCUGAUGGACCCACAGACACCGGGGGCGUGGCAGUGCUGGCCUUCCUCUACACCUACCUGUGUGUGUUCACACGUCAGGAAGUCCUGCCCGGUCUGAAGGUGUGUGUGUGGUCUGAGCUGCCCACAGGAGCAGGUUUGGGCUCCAGCGCGGCGUACAGUGUGUGUGUCUCUGCUGCUCUGCUCACCGCCAGAGGAACCGUCAGCUGUCCUCUAACACCGAGCCGGGACACAGCCAGGUGGAGUGAUCAGGAGCUGGAGCUGAUUAACACCUGGGCGUUUCAGGGUGAAAAGAUCAUACAUGGCAACCCGUCAGGAGUGGACAACGCCGUGGGGACGUGGGGUGGCUUUCUGCGGUACCACGCUGGGAAAAUUACACCACUGAGCCGAGUGCCCACGCUGAGGAUCCUCCUGACCAACACUAAAGUACCGCGCAGCACCAAACACCUGGUGUCUCGAGUGAAGGACAGAAUAAACCAGUACCCCUCUGUGAUGGUUCCUGUACUGGAGUCAGUAGACGCCGUGUCUCAGAUGUGUGAGUGUACACUUGCUGAGAUGGCUACAGAGGGAGCUUCAGCUAAACACUACAGUAUGCUAGAGGAUUUAAUAGACAUUAACCAGCAGCACCUGAACGUGAUGGGCGUGGGUCACACCUCUCUGAACACACUGUGUGAGCUUACACUCGCCCACGGGCUGCACAGCAAACUGACCGGCGCGGGGGGAGGGGGCUGCGCCAUCACACUCCUCACACCGGAGACAGACGAGUCCGUGGUGCGAGACGUGAUGGAGGAGUUAAGGCGGGUUGGGUUUGACUGUUGGGAGACGAGUAUCGGAGCGUCGGGCGUCCAGAUGCACUCGACCAGCUCAGUGACCAGCAACGUCCUCGACAUCCUGACCAAAUACUGAAGAUCUACUUAAUACUGAAGAUCUAAC